AUGAGAUUGACGAGAGGCCAUUUUCAAGCUUUCAUUGGCUGUAGCGAACGAGCUAUAUCCACUUCUUCUGAAACCUUUUUGAAAACCCCUAAUCUUGAAAAAACUUUCUUCAAAUCCCAAAACAGUGAAGAUAAUCUCGUUAAAAGACUAUGCCGAGAAAACAAACAUGAAGAAGCUAUAAUUAAUCUAUGUGAACGACACCGUUUAACAGAAGCAAUUCAAGUACUUGAUCAUAUGAAACCUCCUUCUCCAUUAGUGUAUUCUAACCUUCUUAAGCUUUGUCUUCAACAGAGAGCCGUCGAAGCCACCAAAAGAGUCUACUCCCACAUAAAAAGAUCCGGUUUUUUCCCGGGGGCAUCGAAUUUAAAUCGAAUUAUAGACUGCUACUGUAAAUGUGGUAGUCUUGUGGAUGCACGUAUAGUGUUCGACGAAAUGCAAGAGAAGGAUGUGUGUUCUUGGAAUACUAUGGUAUCAGGGUAUGCAAAAGCUGGACGGCUAAAAGAUGCUCGUAACCUGUUCGAUGAAAUGCCUGAAAGAGACAAUUUUUCUUGGAAUGCAAUAAUUUCAGGAUAUGUUCGCCAUGAUCUUCCCAACGAUGCAUUACAGCUGUGUAGAACAAUGCUGCAAGACUAUAAUGUCAAGCUCAACAAGUUCACAGUUUGUAGUGCGCUUGCAGCUUCGUCAGCAACUCAAAGCUUAAUCAUUGGAAAGGAAAUCCAUGGUCAUAUUAUGCGUACAGGUAUAGAUUCUGAUGCAGCUGUUUGGAGUGCUUUAUCAGAUAUGUAUGGGAAUUGUGGGAGUUUGGAUGAAGCUAGACACAUAUUUGACAAAACUUCAGAUAGAGACGUUGUUACAUGGACAUCAAUGAUUGAUCGGUAUUUCAAACAUGGGAAAAGGGAACAAGGGUUCCUCUUGUUUUCAGAUUUGUUAAAAUCUGGGAACAAACCUAACGACUUCACAUUUGCAGGGAUAUUAGAUGCUUGUGCACAUCAUAACACAGAAAGUUUAGGCAAACAAAUACAUGGGUAUAUGACACGCAUUGGUUUUAACCAAUCUUCUUUUGCAGCAAGUGCCCUUGUUCAUAUGUACUGCAAAUGUGGGAACAUGGAGGUUGCAGAUAAGGUCUUUAAGUGGAUACCAAAACCAGAUUUAGCUUCAUGGACUUCUUUGAUCAACGGGUAUGCCCAAAAUGGGAAACCUCAAGAAGCUUUGAAGCUAUUCGAUUCAUUACUUGAUACUGGAAUUAAACCUGAUCACAUCACCUUUGUUGGGGUUCUUUCGGCUUGUACGCAUUCAGUCGAUCUGGGAGGUUUAUAG
Molecule: messenger RNA, 1317 nt
Organism: Lactuca saligna
Lineage: Eukaryota; Viridiplantae; Streptophyta; Magnoliopsida; Asterales; Asteraceae
Source: the annotation of a GenBank genome assembly